Messenger RNA from Clupea harengus (Atlantic herring), 1599 nucleotides. RefSeq lists its product as uncharacterized. The record is from RefSeq and is a predicted model, not a curated record. Lineage: Eukaryota; Metazoa; Chordata; Actinopteri; Clupeiformes; Clupeidae.
AUGAAGAUUCAGUGGGUUUGCGUGUCUCUCUUGGGGUUAGCUGUAUUGUUUGGGGAAUAUCGGGGGUCUGAAGUGAAAUUUAGCCGGCUGGAUCGCUGGGUCAAGACCGGCUUUCAGUACCUGAAGCUGAACCUGUGCCGCCGAGUGUCUUUGUUGGAGAGCGAGUGCAAACGAUUGUCUCACCUCCACCUAAGCUCCGUGGCCGUUUAUGUGUCAGAGUCCAACUCGGAAAAAGUGCUGGCUAUACUGCCCGAUUCCUACUCUUUCGAGGUCCUAGCGCCCAAACAGAACACUUAUUCCGUAGGUCCGGCCCUGGAGGAUGGGAAACGAAAUCAAAAUGUAUUCCCCGGUUCGAACACUCAUGACGCCGUGCUUGUGCUGGACCCAAGUCCCGGAGAAAGUUUCGGACACCCGGUUGUGCUUUUCUACGUGGACUUUAACGUGACCAAGAAGAGAUGUGGACACAUGGAUGGAAUAUACAUGGGUGAGGAGUGUCUGACUCUCGCUCUGAAGACACGCUGUGUGAACCAGCUGAAGCGCCAGCGUAGCCGCAGCGACCGGCUGGUGGGGCGCAGUCGCGUGCGGAGGGGGAUCUCGGGGGGGUCACGGCCAUCAAGGACGGAUCGCAGCGGGGGGGUCUGUGAGAUCCACUUCCUGCCCCUAGUGGUGGGGGUCAGAGAUGGCAACCGAACCCAACGCCUACGAUGUGUGGAUCACCCGGACUUUGCCCCGUGUCCCCUGCCCCUGCCCCUGUCGAGCCCCAGUGUGCCCCUGUCCAGCUGUGAGCUCAGCAAGAACACGCGCCGCUGCCACCAGCAGCCCCUGGCAUCACAGCUCUCCUGCCGCCUCUACCAGACCUGUGACCACGCCGUGCUCCUGUCAGGUGGUUGGCAGGAGCAGAUCACAUACCAGCGGCAUGUGCAGAACCUGCAGCUCUUUUACAAGAUGCUGCGCAAUAAUGGCUUCCAUAAGGACCACAUCAAAACCUUCUUUGCAGGGAACGGCCAGGUUGCAGCCAAGGAGACGGAGGGCGUGUACUCGGCCACGGAGAAGGAGACCAUCAGGAGCCACGUGGCCUACGUGUGCCGCAAGCAGCACUGCGCCGACACCCUGGUGCUCUACCUCAACAGCCCCACCUGGAACGACGGAACCAUGCUGCUCUGGGACAGGAACCACAACGGCAUCGCGGACCUGAAGGAGCGCUACUCUGUUGGUGAGCUGCUGUCGGACCUGGCGGGGUGUCGUGCCCAGCGCGUGCUGCUGUUCGUGGAGCAGAGCUACAGCGGCGCCCUCAGCAAGAGGCUGCGGAGCUCCAGGAAGCACCAGAACGUGGUGCUGGUCAGCGCCCUGCCCUGGGUGGAAGCGGCACAGGCUUGGGCAUCACUGCAGCCCUCACACUGCCUCAUGGACCACCUCACCAAGAGUGCUGCGAUGCCUCGUCUGAGUGAGUCGGCACAGGGCCUGCUGAACGUCACCCUGGCGGGGGCUCCGUGUAAUGCCACCCCCCCUCUCACGGAGGCCGAGAUGCGCAGGGAGUUCAUGGGCUGCCAGAACCUGCCCACAGCCCUCUGGCACAGGGGGCAACGCCGCGGCAACUAA